This is a messenger RNA of Miscanthus lutarioriparius, 447 nucleotides long. The record is from the annotation of a GenBank genome assembly. NCBI's taxonomy places the organism in Eukaryota, Viridiplantae, Streptophyta, Magnoliopsida, Poales, Poaceae.
AUGGAUCGGCAAUCAAGCAGCACCAGGAGGAUGGAGCGACCCUUCCGAUUCCUGCCGGAAGAAGUGAAAGAGAUGGAGGAGCGCCUGUUCCCCGUCACCAGUUGCAGGCUGGAUCACAUCCUCAUGGAUGAGCUCGCUGUGAAAUUUAGCUACUUCCGGGGCCUUGCUGGCAUGACUCCCGUCAAGUCAAAGCAGGUGCUCAACUGGUUUCAUAACAAUCGUAACAAGCAUUGCCCCAAGAUAGCCAGGGAAGCACAUGCUCCGGGAAUAAUUAUAUCAAUGAUCACACCAAGUAUGAAGCUAAGUCAGCUAGAGAUGGCGCUUGGUUCGAUGUCCAAGACUUCAUGGCUCAAAGGUUUUGCGAAUCAGGGAGGAAACCCUGGGGCUAAACGCAGUAAGUUAGUCUGUGAUAUAGGUUGCUUUGGUACUCGUGUUACACUCAGAUAG